GUGCAAAGAAAGUCAACGUCUUUGAGUUCAAGUACUGCUUCCAAGUGUAAGAGAACUGAGUUAGAGAAAAUGGAGAAGACAAAGGAGAAGAGCAGAGUCUUGGUCAUCGGAGCAACAGGAAGAGUAGGUCACUACUUGACCCGUUUCAGCAUCCAAUCGGGUCACCCGACAUUCGCCCUCAUCAGAAACUCCACCUUCUCUGAUCCUUCCAAGUCCGCUAACCUUGAAUCUCUCUCCUCCGCCGGCGUCACUCUCCUCAAAGGUUCAUUAGACGAUGAAGCAAGCUUAGAAGAAGCAGUAACGAAAGUAGAUGUCGUGAUCUCUGCGAUUCCAUCAAAACAUGUUCUUGAUCAGACACUCCUCAUCAACGUCAUCAAACGAACUCCCUCCAUCAAGAGGUUUAUCCCUGCUGAAUACGGAGCAGAUCCGGACAAAACACAAGUCUCUGAUCUCGAUCACGGCUUCUACUCAAAGAAGUCCGAGAUAAGACGUCUUAUAGAGUCAUCAAACAUUCCUUACACGUACAUUUGCUGCGGGCUGUUCAUGAGGAUUCUACUUCCAUCUCUUGUCCAACCGGGUCUUCAAUCUCCUCCGGUGGAUAAAGUCACAGUCUUUGGAGAUGGGAACGUUAAAGCUGUUUUUGUGAAUGAGGUUGAUGCGGCAGCGUUUACUAUCAAAACGAUUGAUGAUCCUAGAACACUGAACAAGACGUUGUACCUUAGGCCGAGUGGGAAUGUAUGUUCGAUGAAUGAUCUUGUUGAGAUGUGGGAAGGGAAGAUUGAGAAGAAGCUUGUGAAGACUUUUGUUACUGAGAGUCAACUUCUUGAGAAGAUCAAAGAGACUCCGUAUCCGGAUGAUAUGGAGAUGGUUUUCAUAUACUCUGUUUUUAUUAAAGGACAUCACACCUACUUUGAGAUUGAUGAGUCUUGUGGUGGAGUGAAUGGUACUGAGCUUUACCCUGAUGUCAAGUACAUGACCGUGAGCGAGUUUCUUGAUACCCUUCUCUAGGAUUGUAACCAAAUAGGGAAGGGAUCACAUGUUGUCUCAUUUUUGCGAGAGAGAGAGAGAGAUCUCUACAUUUCUAAAGCAUCUCUGUUUUUUUUUUGAGGAAAUUAUCUCUCCUACG
Molecule: messenger RNA, 1126 nt
Organism: Brassica oleracea var. oleracea
Lineage: Eukaryota; Viridiplantae; Streptophyta; Magnoliopsida; Brassicales; Brassicaceae
Product: probable pinoresinol-lariciresinol reductase 3
Exons: 5
Coding region: 70-1008 (312 amino acids)
Molecular function (GO): oxidoreductase activity
Source: RefSeq, a predicted model, not a curated record